Thlaspi arvense is the source of this 1509-nucleotide messenger RNA. Lineage: Eukaryota; Viridiplantae; Streptophyta; Magnoliopsida; Brassicales; Brassicaceae. The record is from the annotation of a GenBank genome assembly.
AUGCUGUUGGAGAAGAAGUUUGGAACAAGUGAGGAAGUUAUAGAAACUAAGGUGCAUAAAGGGUUGUGGAAGAAAUUGAAGGUAAAGAGGAAGAGCCCUUGUCAGAGAGAGUUGAAAGGGGCGUUGGAAGAUGUUUCUGAUUGGUCAAUAGAAGAAAAAGUCCGCUUUACGUAUUUGUGUAUUUUAGCAACAGUCAUCAUAGGCGAGGAUGAUAAAAAGGAACUUUCUUUUGAACUUGCCCAUAUGGUUUUUGACUUACCCAAAUUUGAGAAGUAUCCUUGGGGCAGAGAGGCUUUCAAGCGGCUGAUUGAACCAGUGAAGCGUAUAGAUUUGAAUGCUAAGUCGUACACAAUAGAUGGAUUCGUACAAACCCUCCAAGUAUGGGCUUACAUUGUCAUUCCCAGUCUCGGAGCAAAAUUUGGUCAUCCAACAAAAGUUGAUGGGGCUCCUAUUCUGAAAUUUAAAGGUUUAAAAGGAAGAAAGAACAUCGAUAUCCAUGUCGUUUCAGUUGCUGAUGAGGAAUAUAAGAACAUCACGAGUGUUGUUAUCAACCAUGCGACACCUGUUGUUUGGACUUCUAAAAUUGUGGAUAAGAAAAUUAACACUCUUCUGCAAGUCGUAUGUAAAGAAGGAGGUUUAGGAGAUGUCACUUGGGUGGAAGCUGUGGAGCAUGGAUCAAACAUCAUCCAAACAGAAAAGAAUGUAGCAGAAGAUGUAGACUCAAGCACUAUACUUUCUUCUAUUGAGUAUGCUGAAGCACCACAAAUGAGAUUAGAAUUUGAGAAACAAGCAAAAAAGUUUGAGACUUUAGAGGCAAAAGUAGAAGAUAUGGGGAAACAACUUCAAGGUUUUGAAAUAAUGCGCUUAAAGUUUGAACUUUUGGAACAAGAAGUGACACUACUGAGAGAGAAGUUAAAGACUAAUGAGUGUAUUAAAGUACCUCACUUAAAAGAUGAAGACAUUUCUACAUAUGACUUUUUCGCGGACAUAAAUGGUGUAAGAGACAAAAUGGUUGAAUCAGUUGAAGAGAGCACGGUAGAUGGAAGAAUCCCCAUGAUGAAUAUUCGAAAAGCACAACCUCAAGAAGCUCCGCCAGUAAAGAUAAUCGAGCCCACUGCUUCUAUUGCAGAAAAGUUUACUAAGAAAAAAAUUGGCCAGACUUUAAAGAUUAUGGAAGUAGACCAAACUAAGAUUGUCCGAGAUAAAAGCACAAGACUCACGAUGUUGGAGCCGGCUCUACAAACACCAUUUCAGAGUACUUUACCGAUUUUAGGUAACAACAAACAAGUUGACAAGCCUAAUGUCGUGAUGGGACGUGGAUACGAUCCAUUUGCACCGGUAGUGUGCAAAAAGGAUUAUCCAAUUGGCUCCCAAAACAAUGGUGUAGAGUUCUUCAGAGUUCUCAGAACUCCUCAAGAGUGGCUAACUGAAGAGCGCUACAAACUUGCUGCGUCUGAGAUUUAUCAAAAAUCAAGAAGCGUUCAGAACUGGAAGAAUUGCUUUUACUGA